Messenger RNA from Rhodofomes roseus, 362 nucleotides. RefSeq lists its product as uncharacterized. Lineage: Eukaryota; Fungi; Basidiomycota; Agaricomycetes; Polyporales; Fomitopsidaceae. The transcript is spliced from 2 exons. The record is from RefSeq and is a predicted model, not a curated record. Bases 73 to 318 code for a protein of 81 amino acids.
UCCGAUGCCCACUACUCCGAACGUAGACCACGCAGCCGUUACAGACGUGUCGUCCGACACCCACCCGUAGGCAUGGGUAAUAUCAUGGCAAAACUGCCAAACACAAUCAUAUCGAUCACAACGGCUGGAGCUCUAUUAGUCGCAGCAAGCGCCGUGGCAAUGGGCCCCCCGGGGAUUGCCGUCUAUGCCCUUUGCGUGAUCACGUAUGCAUAUAGACUCGCAUGCCAGUCCUUGAGGCGCCUCACCUCCUUUUCAAGCACUCCUCCUUUUGGUAAUGAUAGAAGACAAAAAAGGAAUCGGAGUGCGAAAAGGAGGUGAGGGCCUCUAAGGACUGGUGAGAUUGGGCGCCGUUUACCCCAGUA